GUACGACCACGCACGAUUCUCAGCCCUUGGACAAUGUCCCACUUGGCUGAGUUCGAAGCCUCUCUCAAAGAGGUCGUCAAUGCAAAACGAUUGUCGGCGUCAAAAAUGAACAACCUAACUGACAUUGCGAUGAAAUCGAUGGCAGACGACACUCAACUGGUUUCAAUCCUGUACCGCACCCACAAAUCCCUCACUCCGUCUGCCAAAAUCUCCAGCCUCUAUGUUUUUGACGCUCUGGCUCGCGCAGCUCGCAGUCAAGUCACGAAGCAAGGUAUUACUGGCGACAUAAACUCUCAACCUGGAAACUCUGCCACUUUUCUCCUCAAGUUGGAAGGUGUUCUGGAGGGUUUAUUCCAAGACAUGAUAUCAACAGCAACCUCUGAAGGCAAGGAAAAGACGAAAAAAGUACUCGAUAUCUGGGUCAAGGGAUCUACAUUUCCGUCACCAAUCCUAGCGCGACUGAAGGAUGUGACUACAGAAAAAGAUAAUCAAGUAAAGGUCACGCUCGACCCGCGUGCCGCCGCCGUUGCCGUUGCCGCUCCCCUACCACAAACCCCGGCUGCAACAUUAGCACCACCACCUCCAGUUUUGGAUCCUCAAGCGACCUUAUUAGCAUUGCUAACGCAAGCUGCUGCGAAUAAUGCGAUCCAAACUAAUGUGGGACAAGCAAUACCAAGUGCAACUGCCGCUGCGCCUCAGCUUGCGUUGCUCCAGCAGCUUACAGCCAAUCUCAACAAUACUCCUCCUCCUCAACCUGCCUUCUCUCCCCAUUCACCUCCCCAUUCGCCUGCCCAAGACCAUAACUUCUACGGGAGGAGACACGACCCACGUUCCGAAUACCAACAACAACGCAGUAAUAACAAUAAUAAUCCGCAUGAUGGACGGGGGAAUUAUCGAGGCGGGUUUCGGGGUCGUGGACGAGGAGAAGGCCGCAGCUGGGAUAACCGUGAUCGGUUCAAUAAGGAUAACAGAGAUGACGACAGAAGACAACGACGAAGUCGCUCAAAAAGUCCGCCCCCUCGGGGAGGAGAACGACGCAAUGCACGACCAUAUAGUCCAAGACGGCCAUCAACACUGGCUGAUCCACGACCAAGGGUAGUACAGCCACCUCAAGCAGGACUGGACGAAUUUGGGAGAGAGAUAAGGCAAGCUUCGCCUUCGCCAGAGCCGCCAGAUGAUAUUGUCGACGAAAAACCAGCAGCAGCACAUAGUCAACCACAUCAGGUGACGAGCAGUGUAAAGGCACCAGCCCCACCGUCCGCGAGUAACUACCAGAGUCAAAUGUCAUCGGUAGAUGUGAAUGCAUCUUCACCGCUCCCUGUUGUGGCAAAUGAUGCCCCCCAACCUACUUCUGGUCAGACUUUGGAGGACAACGUGGCAGCCAAUUUGUCCAGCUUCGAUGCCUCCACAUUUGAUUUUACAUCACCGGCUUCGUGGGAAGCAUUGGGCAAGAUGUGGCAAGCGUCUUUCGGGACAGCACCGACGAUGGAGCAGUUAAUGCAAUAUGUCAUGUCUGGUGGGACGAUGACCGUGGCGACUGGACAACAGCAAGCACAACCGCAACCGCAACCGCAACCGCAACAACAACAACAACAACAGCGCCCAUACAAACUUACCAGCAGCAGCAACAUGGCAAUUGGGGGGGUCAUCAACAACAGGGAUUUAGAGGUCGGGGCAGAGGGAGCUUCUCAAGAGGCCGAAGUGGCGGAGGCUACGCAGGUCAUCCUGGAGGAACGUGGCAUGACAAUUCCGGGACUGAUGCUAUCGUACUUGGCGGUGGUGAUGAUGAGACGAUGA
Molecule: messenger RNA, 1797 nt
Organism: Mycena indigotica
Lineage: Eukaryota; Fungi; Basidiomycota; Agaricomycetes; Agaricales; Mycenaceae
Product: CID domain-containing protein
Exons: 6
Coding region: 34-1797 (587 amino acids)
Source: RefSeq, a predicted model, not a curated record